UCAAGGAUGUCUGCUAAAAGAAGGUCAAAGGAAAAGCUCAUUCGUUCUCAGUUUGAAAGAGAUUUCAAUAUUGCUUGGCGAAAACAGAUUAAUAGUGAUAUUGAGACAAGUUCCAUUAAAAUUUUAGCGGAAACAGAACGUUCGCUUGAAUUAACCGCCUCGGGUAUCGAUAACUAUGACGAAUUUUCACACAAACUCGUAAAACCUUAUUCGUCGGCUAGACGAAAUGCGCUGGAUUUAAGGAAACAACAAUUUCGUUUAUCUUUUAUACUCAACUCUUUAAAAGAUGAAAGUGAAAGAAAACUCUCGGCCCCAGGUUCUUUGGAUUCUCCAGAAUCACUUUCAGCAAUACCUCCCGUUCAGAGCCCCUCUUCUUCAAGUGUUGAUGAGGGCUCAGAAGGGAGCUCGGAUGAUUUAAAGACGGCCGAUUCUUUGCUCCAGGAAAGUAAUUCAAGGGACCAAAUUCUCAACGUUGCAGACCUGCAGAAGGAAGAACAAAAUUUAAUUCCUAAACUUACGGCUAGUCCCAGUAAAACUAAGGAAGAGAUUUCGUCGGAGACCGGACAGAGCUGUCGAAGAAAAUUGAUAGUUGAGGAGUUGUGCUACACAGAGGGCAGCUACGUUUCCGCCCUGGCAACCAUGAUCCAGAUCUAUGCUAAGCCCCUUCUAGCGCGUGCUGAUUCGAGUCAGCCUUUGCUUUCAAAGUCGGAGGUAACUACCAUUUUUCACGGGGUCGAAGAUCUGCAUAAAAGUCACGUUAAAGUCUACGCCGAACUUAAAAGCAGGUUGGCCAACUGGAGGGAUGAAACCUGCAUUUCCGACAUCUUUAUGUCCAUGAGUCCAUUGUUUUCGAUAUAUUUGGACUUUGUAAAGAACUAUUCAAAAGCCCUAGAAACUCUUCGGACUAGAAGAAGACAAAAUGUCCAGUUCGAAGAGUUUAUUAUGGAUAUGCAGUCUACGUUGAAGGCAAACUAUAAGCGAUAUGGGCUCUCAGACCUUCUGAUCAUGCCCAUCCAGCGUAUUCCCCGCUAUUCUCUGCUACUACAGGCACUAAAGAAGAGCACGUCGCGGAGUCACCCUGACUACCAAGGCCUGACUUCCUCCAUCGCCAUCGUGGACGACAUUGCAAUGCAGGUCAAUGAAGGGCAACGUCACGCGGAAAAUAUGGAAGAGUUCUAUAACUUGCUUCAGAGAAUUAAAGGCGAAGAGCAUCCUGAGGUGGAGGGGAGGGAAUUUGUCAUGAUGGACAAGGUGGUCGAGCUGUACGAUAGCUAUAAAUUGAGGCGCUGGGUCUACUUGGUCCUCUUUAAGGACUUCCUCUUAUGUACCAAGUUUGCUAAGAAAAACGGAAUGGUUAAACUAUUAUGGCAGACUCCGCUGUACAUGGUCACUUGCAGUAGAGAAGGCUAUGAUGUGCCUCUGGACAAGAAGGCCAUAUACUCUCUUCAGUCCCUUGUAGCGGCCAAGCAAUUGGAUUUAACACCGGCACUUACAAAAAAAAAACAACUAAAGAGCGCAAGUCUUCAAAAAUGCCGGAAAGAGCUCAUGGAAUACAAAGAAGAAUUAGCUAAGAUGUCAUGCACUUGUCUUCUAGCCAUUCACCUAUCCUUCGCAAAAAAAUUGAAAUCCUACUUGCUACUGUUUCAAACCGAUCAGGACUGCAACCUGUGGUUCCAUAGGCUAAACGAGUGUAUUUUGAGAGUCCAGGAAGGAACAAGCUCCUCUAAUUUUCCCGCUCCCUGCAACCUAGAAGUUCCCGACGACUCUUCCGUUGUCAGCUCCUUUGGGGAGACAGUUACUUCGGGUCACAGCCAUAAAUCCAGCAUCACAAGCUUUAAAGGCUUACAGCUGUAUUUUAAAACCAACGAAAAAUUAAGAAGUCAAAGGAAACUUCUCUUCUCUGGCUUUAUAGUUAUAAGUAUUAUACAGGCAUCGCUCGCAGUUUCUUGGAAGAACACUUCUAUAGCAGUUGAGGCUGUUAGUCUGAGCAGCGGAGGGAUAAAUGAAGUAAGGCGGCUAUUCCAGACCCCCACGUCAACCUCCAGAAAACCCACGUGGGGUUGCACCAGCACGGUAGAGCUUUCAAACUGCCUGGCACUGCGGUUUGUAUGCCUAUCAGAGGUUCUGGACAAGCAAGAAGUUAUUGUCGGCAGCUCUCUUAUACUUACUGAGGAACUAUCUGGUAACGUUGAACAAAAUUUAAAUCUGAGCAUGCAAGCAUCAGGCACCCUUGAAGUUGUGUUACUUGUAGAGCAAGUUUAAACAUAAAUACGUUCAAACUUAAAUUUAUUUUAACUAAAUAUCUAAUUUUAA
This is a messenger RNA of Zophobas morio, 2313 nucleotides long. Its product is annotated as rac guanine nucleotide exchange factor JJ-like. The transcript has 22 exons. The record is from RefSeq and is a predicted model, not a curated record. Gene Ontology annotation, molecular function: guanyl-nucleotide exchange factor activity. NCBI's taxonomy places the organism in Eukaryota, Metazoa, Arthropoda, Insecta, Coleoptera, Tenebrionidae. The coding region runs from base 7 to 2262 and encodes 751 amino acids. Gene Ontology annotation, cellular component: cytoplasm.